Molecule: messenger RNA, 1202 nt
Organism: Aspergillus wentii DTO 134E9
Lineage: Eukaryota; Fungi; Ascomycota; Eurotiomycetes; Eurotiales; Aspergillaceae
Product: SDR family oxidoreductase
Exons: 4
Coding region: 390-1151 (253 amino acids)
Cellular component (GO): intracellular anatomical structure
Molecular function (GO): oxidoreductase activity, acting on NAD(P)H, oxygen as acceptor
Source: RefSeq, a predicted model, not a curated record
AGCAACUUUGCGCUUAUCAGCAUCUAACUCCGCCUCCCACAAUCGCUGGAUCUGGAAAAGAUGACUCUCAUGAUACUGUUGAGAAUACUUGAGAAUUAUAAAAUUUUAUGAAGCCGUAAAUAAUAAACAUAACUGUCACCCUAAUAUGUGCAACAUAAAAUGCAGACAGGUAAACGCCAAUUAGACUAAAUCUCUCGCCAAACCCCCACAUCCCCUCACCAAAGACGGGAUUACAUCACGUCAAUUGCGAGCUCAAUUCUUCAUCGUUUGUUCUGGAGCCGAAACAACUCUUUCUCUCUCUAUUUUCACGUCGAAGCUUCUUCAAAUUUUAUUUCUGAUACCUCUUUGUGUUUUCUUUGUGUUACCAGGUUCGAAGACUACCUGCAACAAUGACAGGCAAAACCAUUAUCGUCACCGGUGCUUCGAGAGGCAUCGGUCUUGCUGUCGCAAAAUACCUCCUCACGGCACCUCAAUCCCACAAUGUCGUCGUCGUGGCCCGCAGCGUUGAACCCCUCCAGAAGCUCAAAGAGCAGUACAGCAAGCAGGUCGAAGUGCUCAAUGGCGACCUUGCAGACUUCUCCCUCGCUCAGAAGGCAGUUGACCUCGCCCUCAAGUCCUUCGGCCAGCUUGAUGGGAUGGUCCUGAACCACGGAAUCUUGGGACAAGUGGGCAAAGCUGCCCAGGCCGAUCUGGAACAGUGGCAGCACGGUUACAGUGUCAAUGUCUUCAGUUUGGUGGCUUUUGUCAAAGCAGGUCUCCCGGCCCUCCGUCAGACGAAGGGAAAAAUCAUCUUCACAUCGUCGGGAGCUUCAGUGAGCGCCUACAGGGGUUGGGCUCUUUAUGGAUCGACCAAGGCGGCCAUGAACCACCUCGCUCUGAGCUUGGGCGAGGAAGAGCCCGAGGUCACCAGUGUUUCCAUUCGACCUGGGAUGGUCGACACUGAGAUGCAGCGCGAGCUGAGAGAGGACCAUGCUACGACUCUGGAGCCUCAAGUCCACUCCAAAUUUACUACGGUUCAUAAAGACGGAAAACUUCUUAAGCCCGAACAGCCAGGACAUGUCAUUGCUAAGCUUGUGCUGGAUGCCCCAAGCACACUAUCUGGAAAAUUUCUAUCCUGGAACGACAAGGAUCUAGAGGCAUUUCAGGCGUAGAUGAAUUUUCGAGUAUCUAGAAACAGCAUAAUUAGUUUCGGCUGUUAUAAA